CAAAUGGGAUAUUGACCAGGAUUAUGUUAUAAAUAAAGCCUGCUUUUUGGACUUAGUAUUUCUUUAAAGUGUUUUUACUAGAUAUUGAGAAAGCCUGUUCCUGUGUUCAAUUGAGACUGGAUGAUUUAUCAGCUAUUUUAUGCAAAUCAAGACGGGGAUAAUUGACGUCCAUCAGACGGUUUACAGUGCUGCCUUAUCUUGUGUUUGAUAUUGCCUGGAAAUACUGAACUGUGGCUAUUGUGAGACAUUAUUGCGGUCAUUUCACACAGUGUCAGGGAAUAUAAACUCUGUUUAAUUUAACAUCCUUCCAAUGAAAUUAUCUGAUGUUGACGGAUCAUAUUGCUCAUGUGACAGAAAGAUUUUACUGCAGUAGUUAAUUAUGUCUAACAUCGCAGGAAAAUGAAGACAGGUCCUCGGUUCUCAAUAUCAGCUGGAACUUAACUGAUGCAGAUUCCUUCAUAGAAAGGCCACCGCUAGUCUGCGAUCAUGGAUGACCGGCGAGUUGCGGACUACUUCGUUGUUGCCGGGCUACCAGAGAACCCUUUUCCGCUGGAGGAGUUUUCUAACGAAGCAGCCAUCAAGCCAACAUACAAGCUUGACCCAAUCACAGACAUAACUGUCAUCAACAAGUCUAUCAGUGAGAAGGUGCCGCGGGGCUACACCCUCUUAGAGAAGACCCCAUCCGACUACCCAGCGGACAUGAACCAUGGAAGUCUCCGCCAACAUGAGAUGUACAUUUGCUACAGGCGUAGUCGCGACAAACCACCUCUCACUGAUGUAGGGGUGCUGUACGAGGGUAAGGAGCGUCUCAUGUCCGGCUGUGAGGUAAUCCACACAACAUACUUUGGAACACCUGCCAAUGUGAACAACAGCAGUAAUGGGCGCACAUACAUCACAUACCGGAGGGCAGCGGAGAAUGCCCCCAGUGACAUGUUGGCUGUCGUUGAUCUCUGUAUUGUACUGGAAAAUAAGGGAGAAGGCCCACCCCACUCCUACUGCCAGAUACAUAAGAACCUCAACAGGGGGCUGAUGGGAUCGGAUGUUUAUUUGUGCUACAAAAAGGCCAUGACAAAAACAGACAUCCUAGCCUACAAACCAGCUAUCCUGAAUCGCUACCCUGCAGAAGAUUACGCAGACUUCCCGCUGCCAGAGUCCGUCUCGAUGUUCUGUCUGCCGAUGGGGGCGACAGUGGAGUGCUGGUCAGCCAAGGCUCAACACCCAUACCCAGUGUUCUCAACAUUCAUACUCACUGGCAUUGGAUGGAACAAGGUAUAUGGAGCCGCUAUCACAUUCUACGAGGAGUACUCGGAGGACAAACUGACAGAUCUUCAGAUGCGCCAUCUUGGCCUGAAGAACAAGCACAUUCGGGAGCAGUACCGCAUCAUGAAGACCGUCCACUCCAACAAGUCCAUCUGCCUGCUGUCUCGAUGGCCAUUCUUUGAGGCGUUCAAGCAUAUGCUUCAGUACAUCCAUCGUAUCUCGAUUACCGGGCCUCACUCUGUACCCAUAGAGAGGCACAUAUCACACUUCAUGUACGACGUACCGUACCCGUCCCCCCAACGACCCCGGAUCCUUGUGCAGCUCAGCCAUGAUGCUAUCUCACUCGCCAUGCCCGAGGACUCGCCACUACCACAGAGUGGUGCGUCUUUUGUCGCAAUGUUGAAGAACUUGGGUCCAGAGAAUUGCAUGACUAUCUUACUGUACGUCCUUCAUGAGCAUAAAAUCCUAGUGCACUCGCUCCGAGCAUCCGUCCUCACAGCCGUCGCCGAAGCCAUAUCCACGCUGAUAUUCCCGCUACAGUGGCAGUGCCCUUAUAUUCCUCUGUGUCCCCUGGGGCUGUCAGAUGUACUCAGUGCCCCCACCCCCUACAUCAUAGGGCUAGAUUCACGCUACUUUGACCUGUUUGAUCCGCCCCCGGAUGUGUUUUGUGUGGACCUCGAUACCAUUCGCAUCUGGCCGCCUGAUGACAAAAAGAACCUGUCAUACAAGCUGUUGCCACGGAAACCCACAAAAGUUCUACAAGAGUCAUUACACCGUCUAUAUGACCGUCUGGUAGUGGAACUGCCACGGCAUGGCCAGGACGACAGCACGGUGGACCUCGCACCACUUGACCAGGACUUCAAGAAGAAACACAAGGAGAUUUUGCUAGAGCUGGAGAUCCAGGAGGUGUUUCUACGAUUCAUGGCGUGUAUCCUCAAGGGCUACAAGAACUUCCUGAAGCCCAUUGCCAACAUGCCAGACCUAGAUACAACCAAUGCAGCCUCACUUUUUGAUAUGCAGGGUUUCUUGAAGAGUCGUGAGAAGGCAAACCACAAGUUUUACCAGACACUUUUGCGUACACAACUCUUCAACCGCUUCAUAGAGGAAAGAUCAUUUGUCUCAGAUAAGGAUGACAGCCUCGCGUUUUUUGAUGAGUGCACAGAAAAGGUUGUGGAGACAUCAGAGGAACCAAAGCUGAUAGAGCUGGAAGACUCAUCUAAAAGUGAGAGGACAAUGUUUAUCCUACCCCCGGAGCCGGUUGGCCUGCCUGAUGGCAAACAGUACAGCUACAAUGGUUUCCCCCAGCUGCAAGGUGAUCUGUUCCUGGAGAAGAACAAGCCGGCUCGCUCCUCCUCCCAGCAGCGAGACCGCGGAGGCCCAUCCAGCCCCGUUGCCCGCCGUACCAAACAGGAGAUUCGAACAGCACAGAAACAUGCACAGCAGGUCUUCAACCAGCCCUCACUCUGGGCAAAGUGCCUUCUUAGCCAUGCUUACAGCCUGUGGUUCAUGCUGCUGCCGGCCUAUAUCAAGUACAGCCAGUCAGUUACCAAAGCCCUCAUUCUCGCGUACGACGUGCUCAAGAACAUGCAGAGGCAAAAACUCAAACCUCCAGAUGAGCUGUGUUACCGAGUGAUGUUACAGCUAUGUGGCCAGUACAACAAGCCUGUGCUGGCAGUCAAAGUCUACUCAGAAAUGAAGCACGCAGGGGUACAUCCAAACGCCAUCACAUAUGGAUACUACAACAAAGCUGUUCUUGAGGGUCGUUGGCCGACCACCAUCAGUCAGGGUCGUGUCUUAUGGAGAAAAUUACGUAACGUUGUGCUGGGUGUGGCUAAAUUCAAGCGUGCGGUGAGGCGACGGAGCAUGUCCAUCUGCUCCAACUCGGGCAGUGAGUACGACCAGGUGAGCCACGCCAGUUUGGACAGCUGCCUUGAAGAGGAGAGGUUGGAUACUCGGCAUGAGACAAUCAUGCUGGCCGGCUCACGCUCAGACCAUGGACAAGUCCCCGGGUCACUCCAGGUGAAGGUCAACGGCAAGAUACCUGAGGAGGUUGAAAGAGCCCCCUCUGACCGUGGCUAUAACUCUAUGACCCAGGAAGAGGCGAAGAAUUUUUCAGACCUGAUAAGCCAAGAGUGUCCGGAGGAAUCCAGCUUUAAGAGAGAUCUGAAAAAUGCUCUCAGAUUUAGUUUUAGAAGAAAACAGAAAAAGAAAGAAUCCGAAAUUACAGAAGAAACUCAAGAUGAUGAAGAUAAAGCAUUUAAAGGCUCAUCCGACCUGUCAACAGCAGAUCAGUUCCGUAUGAGGGUGAAGAGCAUAGUGCGUCAGAUCUCACUCCCGGCCCAGGGAUCACCCAGAGGAUCAUUUCAUGGGUCAUCAGCAGCAGGAGUGUUGAUGGUGAGUGAGUCUCUGAUGUCUGGGGACGCUCUCUCCAAGAGCAUGGGCCCCACUGUGGGGCAUGUCGGACUGACCAUCGCCAAUGACAAGCAGAGGAAGCGACACCGCAGUGCCGGCGACUUCCAGACGAAAGCCCGCUCCAAUAGUCUCUUUGCAAACUGGCGACAGAAGCACAGCAGUGAGGAUACAAGUAUAAAGUUCUCGGAUAUACUUGCCAGUGAGGAGGGUGGGGAUGGUAUGAAAACCAGGAACUUGAGGGGAGGAGAGGUGUUGAGCCCUGGGGGGACAGAGAUGCAAGAUAUCUCUGAGGAAAUCAAGGACAGUGGGGUUGGGCUAGACGAGAAUGAGGCCCUCGGUGACGUGGUAGGGGGUAAUGAGGGCGGAGCGCAGACUCAGGGUACCAGCAGUGUUAGUAAACCAGUCAACUGUGAUAGUGAACCUCAUAAUAUUGGUGAUCAUGCAUCUCUUAUAGAUGGCAAAGGCUUAACAGAUGAACAAACAUUGGAUAACAUAGCGGAGAUUAAGAGUCGGUCGAGCAGUUUGAAAUCUGCCACAUCUAGUCCAUUACAUUCCGUAGCUACACCAGUGACAGAGAAUGAUCCUCUCGGUCUGUUUACUGCUCCUGACUUGCGGGCAACCAAAAUUCAGGAACAGAGACAGUCACCAGAGAAGAAUAAGGAAGAAUUUGUGGCAAAGAAACCAUUUGAGGGAGAGGUGAAAUUGACUAACAAAAGUUUACCUAAGUUGGACCUGGGCUUGUGCAAUUCCAUACCUGCCUCAUCUAGUGAAGGCAAGACAACAGUGGAUUCUACAGGGUCUGCAGGGGAAAGACUGCUGGAAAAGGUGCUGUCACCAGUUGAGAAGGUGCAAAAGACUUUACUGAAACUGGAACGGACCAAUAGUUUUCCAGAAAACCUUGGUAAUUCAAGCAAAACAACCACUCCUUCCAAGUCUCACUCGGUGAGAGCAGAGGUGGCCUCCUUAGGGAGGUCUAGUUCAUCUCUUUAUGAACAAAAGACUGAGCCUAUGGCAGGAACUCCAAGAUCUGGGGGCCUGUUUAGGACAGGCAGUUUUAGGCGACACAAACAAAACUUCAGUGGAAUGCUCAAAAUAGCCACAGGUGCUGUGGCCAACAAACUCUCAGAGAUGAAGUGGCUGACUCCCACUAAAAUGGGUUCCAACAAUUCCUUAACACCGUCAUAUGAUGAUUCGGACUCAGAAACUGAGAGUUAUCAGGAAACUCAGCGUAAAAAAGGCAGUCUGGAUUUUCUACAUCGUAGCAUAGACAGACUGGAUGCUCACAGUAUAAAUGGAACCCAUGAGAGCGCGCCUUCACACCCAUCAUUCCUGGAGCAGAUGGAACGAGAGUGUGAGCUGGAGAGGGCUAGUGACGUUGUCAUGGCGACAGGGGGUGAGGCAGGGGAAAUGGUCAUUGACGUGGAGAUGUCAUCCUGCAGCAGGUGCCCAAGAUGUCGCUGCCUCCUGUACGAUGAGGAACUGAUGGCUGGCUGGAAUGCUGAUGACUCUAACCUAAACACAGCCUGCCACUUCUGCCACAGCAAACUUGUGCCACACCUCCUCAUAUACAUUAAGGAUUACCGGAGAUGUAAAGUGUCUGAGACUGCUGAGGAUGAUACAGAGGCCUUGAUAGACUUUGGCAGCCCUGGCGCUCACCACCCCUCCCCAUCCUAUGGUAAGGAUGUGAACAUCUGCCCACCAACUGAUCCCAGUGGCCACUUCAUGUUCGGUGAGGACAUGGAGGACAACACAUCUGUGAGCAGCUUUGACACGCACCACGACCCCUGGCAACGCCACUCCGACCACGUUCCUGCCUCACCACCUGAUGUUUCCAGCCCCAGUCAUCCAAAGCCAGCAGAGAAUGGGCCAAGUCUGUCUGAGAUGGCCAACAUGGGGCACAGACGGACGACCAGUGAGUGCCUGACAAGUGCCACUAUGUACAGCUCCUCCCUCGAGUCCCUGGAGAGCCUCACAUUCAAGAACCUGCGCUCGCCACUCAGCAUCUCAAUGGAUGAGAGCGAUGACGGCCACGGGAGGCCCACACUUACCCCAGAGAGGAGGAGGGCCAUGUUUGAGGGUGGCCUGUCGUCAAUGGAGCCUGUGUCAGUGCCGUAUUUGAGCCCACUGGUUCUGCGUAAGAACCUGGAGAGCAUCAUUGAGAGUGAGGGUAACUCUGCCCUGGCCAAGGACUCCUUCCUCGAUGACCACCCCAUCAUCUACUGGAACCUAAUGUGGUACUUCAAGCGUAUUGGAGCAUACAACCACCUUACUGCUUUCCUGCUCACGUCCCAGCUGUUACAUCGCGGCAGGGAGCCGCUACCGGUGGGAGAGUAUGGCCCGGAGAAUGUGCGCGUGCGGGCCUGCUGGGACAACCUGCGUAUUCACCAGGAGGUGGGCUUGCCGAUGCAUGUGGCCUGGAACAACCUUCACAGCUCAACCACCGUUGAUGCCCUCCUCACCGAGGCUCAGCCUUUCAACAGGGCUGUGAUGCACCAGAUUAUCAGCAACAUCCAGUGUAACGAUGUGCUCACGCCAAUCAAGCUUGUGAUGAACGGUCGUCGACGUCUCCGCCCACGCAAGAAACGUUUCCGCAGCAUGUAUCGCGACAUCACCUACCUUGCCUUCAAGGCCUGUGGCAGGGACAACAUUGACAAUGAGGCUUUUGACCGCGAGUACAAGAUGGCAUUCUCCCGGCUGUCACCAGGGGAGAUGAAGCGACUACAGCGAGACGACAAACCCCGGUCUCCCCUUGUACAGGCAUGCAGGAAGGUCUUCAGUGAACUAGAUCUUUAGACUGGUCUUGCUCACUAUUUGUAUUUUAAAUUUUACUGGAAACCAAUCUAGGGGCUAGACUGGUUCAAUGUUCUGGACAGGUGAAAUGGACACAUCCAAAUUGGAAUUUCAGAUUGUUCUGGAGACCAGUGUAGGGACUUGCUCAUCAUGAAUUUAUAAUGGACAUGUAGACAUGGAAUGCUAUCAGGAGGAAUAUUGUGAAAGAAGACCAGUCUGGGUGCUUCACUGAUUCAUUGUCGUGGAAAUAUAGACUGGUUGAAGCAAUCACUUAUCUUAGCUUUAACAUCAGAAGAGAUUGGUAUCAGUUCUAUACAACCAUAGAUUUGCUGUGACCGUGGACAUUCAGUCCGUCCAGUUGCUGCGAAUUUACCACCUCUGCAUAUUGGAAACAGGUCAACCAGUAGCGAAUACAAUAUUGAAAACAUCAGAGGUAGUUGAGUUAUUGGGAUUGUGUACUUAUAACGACAGCGUAUGAAUUUGUAGAUGGAGCUCAAAGUAGUAUCAAAAGUACAAAAAAUCAUGUUUGAUUUCUUGAAGUCUUGGAAUUUAUUCAAUCCUUGAUGUAAAAUGUUUAAAAUAGAUAACCUGUAUGCUAAAAGACAGUCAUCAAAGUUGAGAAUUUAGCAAAAUGUUCAGUGACAUGGAUGUGAUGCAGCUUGAAGGACGGAUUGUGCUGGUUUAAUAUGAAAAGUUGGAUAGCUAAAAUAAUAUAAACACUGUUUUAUAUUUGUGCAUUUAGAACAUUAUUUCAUUGAUGAAAUGGCCUACAAUUUCCAUUUUAUACUCAGUAUUCCGUGUCAGUAAACUGGCCUUACUUAGAUAGUAAUCAUGUAGCAUUGAAGAUGUUUUAGAAACACGGGCAUUCCAUUAAAUAGACAGCUAGUUUUGUAUUCAUAUUUCCAGCUUGUAGUCCUGUUGACUUGUUGCUGUGUUGUUUACGUUGUAUUUUUCAUGUUGACCGUGUGCAAUAUCCUUGGGUUAAAGGUUCACAUAAAAUGUACAUAUAUUACCACUUGGUUUGCCAGACAUUAUACUUUUGUGUUAAACACAUUACAUUUUAUUAUAUAUCUACCAGCUAUAAUAGACUAUGUUUGAGAAAUCAUAUCCAAUUUCAGAAUAAAAAAAGGUCAGAAUAAUUAGCUAAGAACAUUUUCCUAAGUACACAGUUGUGCAAAGCGGAGUCCCUGCACUCUGGUUCUGUACAAUGUGGAGUCCCUGCACUGCUCGUUGUGUGCAAUGAGGAGUCCCUGCAUUGCUUGUUGUGUGCAAUGUGGAGUCCCUGCACUGCUCGCUGUGUGCAAUGUGGAGUCCCUGCACUGCUCGCUGUGUGCAAUGUGGAGUCUCUGAACUGCUCGUUGUGUGCAAUGUGGAGUCCCUGCACUGCUCGUUAUGUGCAAUGUGGAGUGCCUGCACAAUAUCAUGUCAUGCAAUGUUGUUUUCUGGUGGAUUGCAUUCCGGAUCUCUUACACAGACAAAAAUGAAAAAUGCAAAUAUUUUAUUACAAUUCCUUAGUUAGCAAUGCUUGUGUAACAAUGAAUUAUUUCAUAUACUUGUUAGUGCUGUUUAUUUAAAAAAAGCUCAUUAUGUUUUUAUUACAGGUAUUGCAGUUAUUUAAACAUUUUAUCUCUGUUGUAUUUUAUUUUAUCAUGUAUCUUAAAUGAUUGCAUUGCUGAUAAACAAAAUCCAUUGCAUCUUGAUAUGUAUAACAAUAACUGUGCUUAAUGAAUUGUAAAUCAUGGUCAAAUAAAUUGUUAUUGAAGAAGAAUUUGACUUGAUUUG
Molecule: messenger RNA, 8244 nt
Organism: Mya arenaria
Lineage: Eukaryota; Metazoa; Mollusca; Bivalvia; Myida; Myidae
Product: C-myc promoter-binding protein-like
Exons: 30
Coding region: 487-6465 (1992 amino acids)
Biological process (GO): regulation of Rab protein signal transduction
Cellular component (GO): cytoplasmic vesicle
Molecular function (GO): protein binding
Source: RefSeq, a predicted model, not a curated record